AUGCCCAUAGCCGCCAUACCUAUACCCAGUCUAAGACAAGACCCUUGGAUUGUGGACGCGGACAACGACGAGUUCUACAUAGCUCUGUCCACUCCGUCGCCCUCCGUCCCUGUGGCCGAGUCGUUUCCAACCACCACAACGCCUUCAUUAGCAAGUGUCCUUAGUCGAAAGAGACGCAGUUGCGUGAAACUGGCUUGUUCGCCCUGUGCCCACUCCAACCCUAAUGGGUCUUUCAUGUCAUGUUCAUCCUCGUAUAUGGAAACGAGCUGUUUUGACGACGACACAUCCGUUUCCUCUGACUCGAGUCUUCUGAGUUGCUCUUCGUCGCCUAAGAGAAAAAGCCCGCAAUUAUGGCUCAAUGUUGAUGACCACCCACUGUCUAGCGACGAUUGGCACCUGGAUGAAGAAGCAGAGGCCACGCUUUCCACACAACAACCACUCAGAAAGCGGGACCAGUUUGUCUCCAAGCUGAGCAGCUCGCUGAAAUCCAUCUCAAAUUUCGCUAACGCGUUUACUACUUCCGCAGAGCGCAACCAGCGCAUUAUAUCAACAUACCAGGCCAUGGCCAACGACAACAGGCUACCCUUGGCCAUCCAAAAGCAGGCGGACGAGCCUAAACCAAUCAUGAUGAAGACGUUUCGCACAGAGGAACUACAGCAUUCCCACCCUACACAGAAAACGGUUGCACCAGCAACCCCCACCAGCUUCACUCGCUCCAGAGAACCCAGAAUCAACUCCAGUUUCUUGCGAGUUUAUGCCCUGGAUUACUCGUCUAAGGCUAUUGGCCUGUUGAAUGUGACUGAAGACGAAAUCGAUCUCUAUCAGCAAUGUAUUGAGCAGAAACAGUGCCUACAGUCCAUUCCUGACACUGAUAGUUUGAGUUCUGACGAUUCGCUUGAUUCCUAUGAAUCGGACGACCAGCAUUAUCUGCCCUAUCACAUCUACCAGAAACGUGACGAGCUCAGACUUGCUCUUAUGUCACGCGAAAAGCUCUGGUCCAACGUGAUACUACCCCCAAGAGACGACCAAUUUGCUGAUUCAUCGCUAUUCAAAUCCAAAUACGCAUGCUUAAGUGAGGUGGGUGUUUCCAACUCACGCACUCGCAUGAACUCCUCCAUUUUACCCUGGAUCAAUUACUCGCAGUCAAAAAUGGGCUCCAAUGGAUGCUUACGUCCAUAUGGUACCAUUGGCGACACUCAGUUUGUUGUCAAAGGCUGGGUCGACCAAAGAUGGGCCGAGUCAGCUUAA
Kuraishia capsulata CBS 1993 is the source of this 1248-nucleotide messenger RNA. RefSeq lists its product as uncharacterized. The record is from RefSeq and is a predicted model, not a curated record. The transcript has a single exon. Bases 1 to 1248 code for a protein of 415 amino acids. NCBI's taxonomy places the organism in Eukaryota, Fungi, Ascomycota, Pichiomycetes, Pichiales, Pichiaceae.